CCUGCCACUGGUCUUCAGACACUUGCUUCUUUUUCUAACUUCCCCUCCUGAGAAAGGGGAGAGAAAUAUUAGAGAAACAAAAGUCCAGAAUGCUAAGGUUGCCACUCUCACUUCCUCUUGCCCCUAGCCCAGCGCUGCUUUGAAUACAUUAAUUGCUCUGGGGCACCAGACUGAGGGAGAGAAGAGAGCAGUGCCCCUGAGGCUGUCCCGGGGAAGGCAGUUAUAGCUCGUCAUGCUUUCGCAGAGCCGGUUCUGGUUGCAGAAAAUGCCAGGAUGAUGUCUGCCACCCGCCUGGCUGGGACUCUGAUCCCAGCCAUGGCCUUCCUCUCCUGCCUGAGACCUGAGAGCUGGGACCCUUACGUGAAGGUGGCUCCUAACAUCACUUACCAGUGCAUGGAGCUGAAGUUCUACGAAAUCCUUGGUAACAUCUCCACAUCCAUCAAGACACUGGACCUGAGCUUUCACCCCCUGAGGUGUUUAGGCAACCAUAGCUUCUCCAGCUUCCCAGAGCUGCAGGUGCUGGAUUUAUCCAGGUGUGACAUCGAAAUGAUUGCAGAUGAUGCAUAUCAAGGCCUAAACCAUCUCUCCACCUUGAUAUUGACGGGAAACCCUAUACGGAGUUUAGCCGCGGGAGCUUUUUCUGGACUAUCAAGUUUACAGACACUGGUGGCUGUGGAGAUAAACCUGGCAUCUCUGGAGGUCUUGCCCCUUGGACACCUGAAAACCUUGAAGGAGCUUAAUGUGGCUCACAAUCUCAUCCAUUCCUUCAAGUUACCCGAAUAUUUUUCUAACCUGACUAACCUGGAGCGCUUGGACCUUUCUAAUAACAACAUCCAAAAUAUUUCUCACAGAGACGUGCGGGUUCUACGUCAGAUGCCUGCAUUCAAACUCUCUCUAGAUCUGUCCCUCAACCCUUUAGACUUUAUCCAACCAGGUGCCUUUGAAAAAAUCGAGCUCCGUGAACUGACUUUGAGAAGUAAUUUUAAUAGUUCAGAUAUAAUGAAAACUUGUAUUCAGGGUCUGGCUGGCUUAAGAAUCAAUCGGUUGGUUCUGGGAGAAUUUAAAAAUGAAAGGAUCAUACCAAAUUUGGACAAAUCUGCCCUGAAGGGACUGUGCAAUUUGACUACUGAAGAAUUCCGAAUAGCAUACUUUGAUGACUUCCCAGAGAAUGACCUUGGCUUUUUGGAUUGUUUGGCAAAUGUUUCUACAAUUUCUCUGGUGAAUCUCCGUUUGGUCAGGUUAGGAGCUCCUCCUAAAGAUUUCAAGUGGCAAAACUUAAAAUUGACUCAUUGUUACUUGAAAAAUUUUCCCAUACUGGAGCUUGCCUUUCUCAAAGAGUUUGUUUUCACUAACAACAAAGGUAUAUCCCUUUUUACUGAUAUUGAUUUACCACUCCUUGAGUUUCUAGAUCUCAGUAGAAAUGGCUUGAGUUUUAAAAGCUGCUGUCGUCACAAUGAUUUUGGGACAACCAGACUGAAACACUUAGAUCUGAGCUUCAACGACGUUAUUACCAUGAGUACAAACUUUGUGGGCUUAGAGCAACUAGAAUAUCUGGAUUUCCAGAAUUCCCAGUUGAAACAGGCCAGUGCUUUUUCAGUAUUCCUAUCACUCAAAAAACUCCUUUACCUUGAUAUUUCUCAUACUAACACACGAGUUGUCUUCCGGGGCAUCUUUAAAGGCUUGGUCAGCCUCCAAGUCUUGAAAAUGGCUGGCAAUACUUUUGAGGAUGACUUCCUUCCAAAUAUCUUCACAGACUUGACGAACUUGACCUUCCUGGACCUCUCUAACUGUCAACUAGAACAAGUGUCCCAGGAGGCAUUUGGCUCACUCCCUAAACUUCAGUUGCUGAAUAUGAGUCACAACAACCUCUUUUCUUUGGAUAUACUUUCUUAUAAACAUCUCCCUCUCCAGAUUCUGGAUCACAGUUUUAAUCAUAUAGUGGCUGCCAAGAGUCAAGAACUACAGUAUUUACCAAGUAGCCUAGUUUCCUUAAAUCUUACCCAGAAUCAGUUUGCUUGUGUUUGUGAACACAUGGGUUUCCUGCAGUGGGUCCAGGACCACAGAAAUCUCUUGGUGGGAGCUGAGCAAAUGAUGUGUAUGAAACCUUUAGAGAUGCAGGGUAUGUCUGUGCUCAGUUUUAGAAAUGCCACCUGUCAGAUGAGCAAGACUAUCAUUAGCGUGUCAGUUCUCUCUGUACUGGUGGUAUCUGUGGUAGCAGUUCUGAUCUAUAAGUUCUAUUUCCACCUGAUGCUUCUGGUUGGCUGCAAAAAGUAUGGCCGAGGUGAGUGCACCUAUGAUGCCUUUGUUAUCUACUCAAGCCAGGAUGAGGACUGGGUGAGGAAUGAGUUGGUCAAGAACUUGGAGGAGGGAGUGCCCCCUUUUCAGCUCUGCCUUCACUACAGAGACUUUAUUCCUGGUGUAGCCAUCGCUGCCAACAUCAUCCAGGAAGGUUUCCACAAAAGCCGCAAGGUUAUUGUUGUUGUGUCCCAGCAUUUCAUCCAGAGCCGCUGGUGCAUCUUUGAGUAUGAGAUUGCCCAGACCUGGCAGUUUCUGAGCAGUCAUGCUGGCAUCAUCUUCAUUGUCCUGCAGAAGUUGGAGAAGUCCUUGCUCCGGCAGCAGGUGGAGCUGUAUCGCCUUCUCAGUAGGAACACUUACCUGGAGUGGGAGGACAGUGUCCUGGGGCGGCACAUCUUUUGGAGACGACUCAGAAAAGCCUUGCUGGAUGGUAAAUCGUGGAGUCCAGAAGGAACAGAGGAUGCAGAAAGCAGCCAACGUGAAGCAACAACCCCCAUCUGAGGAUCAAAUACUCCUCAAGUGCUUCUUGCCUCAUGGACUCACUACUUGUUCAGCUGCGACAUGGCAGGCACUGCACUCAGGGAAGGUGAUUCAGUGGUACACAAGGUACACAGGCCUGCUGAUCUCAUGGGGUUCACAGUGCAAAGGGAGUAAAUACUGUGCUGAAAUACAGAAUCUCCAUCCAGUUGGAUGUUUUAACCAACUCAGCUAAGGGGUUCAUGAUAGAGACAGUCAACUCAACUGUUACUCCACACAAUUGAAUUAUAACUAAGACACUGGCCCCUGUGACAUCAGAAAAGGACGUAAUUCUUCACCUGAGCCUUUGGAAUGGAAAGCACCUUGUAUUUUACACUGUGUCCAACUUAAAACACAGCAGUAGGGGUACUUUCAACUAAACUGAGCCUUUUCUCACUUUUCCCUUUUCUACUGAAUACAAUUUAAGUUCUACACGAUGAUGAUUCAGAUCCUCCCUCCACUUCAAGUCAGUUUCCUUACAAAGGUUAAAACCUUGCACCAGUUUCCUAAGGAAACCUGAGUAACACAUAUUCACAAAUAUCCUGGUCAUUUUUUAGCGAGUUCUAUUUAUUAACUAAUAGUCCUUGAUAUAUUUGGUUUUUAUAAAUUCAGUUCUCAUUUUACAUGUCUUCCUUAUAAACCUUGAACUAAAUAAGGUUGUCAGCGAUAUGCUGGAAAUAUGCAUUAUUUAACUACUGUCUUUCAAGCAAAUGUGUAAAAUGCACUUUGUCACUUUGUCACUUGAUGUCAUUCUAAAUAUAUUACCUACUAAGGUAUGACAGUCAUAAAGGUGGCAUUAAAAU
This is a messenger RNA of Phyllostomus hastatus (greater spear-nosed bat), 3614 nucleotides long. RefSeq names its product toll like receptor 4 (gene TLR4). Gene Ontology annotation, biological process: toll-like receptor signaling pathway; inflammatory response; immune response. Gene Ontology annotation, molecular function: lipopolysaccharide binding; protein binding; transmembrane signaling receptor activity. Gene Ontology annotation, cellular component: membrane. The coding region runs from base 274 to 2796 and encodes 840 amino acids. NCBI's taxonomy places the organism in Eukaryota, Metazoa, Chordata, Mammalia, Chiroptera, Phyllostomidae. The transcript is spliced from 3 exons. The record is from RefSeq and is a predicted model, not a curated record.